This is a messenger RNA of Stegastes partitus (bicolor damselfish), 4543 nucleotides long. It is a transcript of the gene casc3, whose product is annotated as casc3 exon junction complex subunit. Lineage: Eukaryota; Metazoa; Chordata; Actinopteri; Pomacentridae. The transcript is spliced from 12 exons. The record is from RefSeq and is a predicted model, not a curated record. Gene Ontology annotation, molecular function: mRNA binding. Gene Ontology annotation, biological process: mRNA processing. Gene Ontology annotation, cellular component: exon-exon junction complex. The coding region runs from base 1 to 2328 and encodes 775 amino acids.
AUGGCGGACCGGCGGCGAAGGAGGAGGCGCGCGUCCCAGGACAGCGAGGACGACGACGAGUCCGGUUCGGGUUCGGACAGCGGGAGGUCCGGCUCCCCCUCCACCAAGCCCCGGGCCCGGGACCCGGACCCGGCGGAGGCCACAGCGGGGCGGCCCGAGGCGAAGAGCGACGUGGAGUCCGAGUGUGAGAGUGAAGAUGGCGUCGGAGAAGCCGUCCUCUCUGACUACGACAGCGCCGACCCGGAGGAAAACGGCUCCCACUCAGAGGAGGAAGUAAACUCUGUGUUCCCUCAGGGGGUGGAGGAGGAAGAGGAAGCCGAGCAGUACAGCGACGAAGAGGCUCCGGCAGCAGCCAGCGAGCCCAAACCGACCAGCGCCACCACCGCCGGGCCGACACCAGGAGAGGAGGAGGAGGAGGAAGAGGAGGCCGAAGAGGAGGAAGCCGAGGGAGAUGGAGGAGGACCAAGAAAAGAGGAGAACAAAGCGGAGGAGAAAGGAAACCUGGCAGGAGAAAGGCAGAGCGGAGACGGACAGGAGUCCACGGACGAUCCGGAGACGAAAGCCGGAGGGAAACCGGGUCAGCAGCUGGACGACGACGAGGACCGGAAGAACCCGGCUUACAUCCCGAGGAAAGGCCUGUUCUUUGAGCACGACGUCCGAGGCCACACUCAGGAGGAGGAGAGACCCAAAGGCAGAAACAGGAAGUUGUGGAAGGACGAAGGCCGCUGGGAGCACGACAAGUUCAGGGAGGAGGAGCAGGCGCCCAAGAGCCGCGAGGAGCUCAUCGCCAUCUACGGAUACGACAUCAGGAACGGCGGCGGCAGUUCAGGAGAGCGAACGUUCAGGCAGCGCCGACCCAGACAGAGUUCGUCUCCCGGCAGAGACAAGCGGUGGAGGGACGGAGACCGACCGGUCCGGUCCUGGCACAGCGGACCAGGAGGAGGAGGACCGACCCGGGGAGGAGCUGCUCCGCCUUCGUCCAUCCACCCCUCGUCUUCCUCCCCGUCCUCCCUGCUGUCUGCUCAGCGCGGCUCCAACCCCUCCAGGCCGCCGCCCUCCCGCAGCAGGCCGACCCACCAGAACCAGCACCAGAACCAGCUGCACCUCCCGCCUCAGGCCCAGUACCGGAGCGCCGAGCCGCCCCAGAUGCACCGAGACCGACCCAAAGCCCAGUCAGAGGCAGCAGGGGAGCGGGUCAGCCGGGGAGGGCGAGGAGGCGGGUCGCGAGGCGGUCCGUCUGUGGUCAUCGAGGACAUUGCAGUCAGCGGCGCUGCAGAACCGGACCUCAAUCCGGUGGCCGUGACAACGGCGGCAUCGCCUCAGCCUGGAUACCAGGCGGCUUCACCAAGACGCCAGCAGCAGGACCAGCGAGGCGGCGCCGACAGGUCCGGCUCAGCGGCCUCCACCUCCGACCCCUCCCCCCAGUCAUCGGCCGCCACGGCGACCAAUCGGGAGGCUUCUCCUCCCACCGAGCGGCCAGUGGAGCGUAAAUCGUACUCGCUGGCCCGCAGGACUCGGUCCCGGCCCGCGGACCUGGGCAGCAAACAGGCAUCCAUGGAGGAGUCGGGAGCCGGAGGUGGCGCCUCGUCCCCCGGCAGCGUGGGGGGGAAGAGCUGGGCAGGAGGGGAGGGGCCAGGCCAGACCGGACUGACGGAGCUGGACCAAGACCUGACCCGGCUCAGUCUGACCCGACAGACCUGGAGUCAGAGCCCGACAUCCUACAUCCGCUCCGAGAUGAGAGGCAUUCCCAACCCCCUGCACCUCCCCGGCGGCCCGCCUCAGUUCUCCAGCAUGGACGAGAUGGGCGUCGGAUCCAACCGGGCCAAACGUUACUCGUCCCAGCGCCAGAGAGCCGUUCCAGAGCCGGCGCCGCCCAUGCACCUGGGAGUGAUGGAGGGACACUACUACGAGCCCAUGUCGUACCAGGGACCAAUCUACACUCACGGUGAAGGCCCCGCCCCCAUCCCGCCGCAAGGCAUGCUGGUCCAGCCGGAGAUGCACAUCCCCCACCCCGGUCUUCAUCCCCACCAAUCAGGCGGCCCCAUCGCUAACCCCGCCCUCUACGGAGGCCCGCCUGUAUCCCUGUCACCGGGACAACCACAGCAGCUGCUGCCGCCGCCUUUCUACCCUCCGCCGGGCGUCAUGACCUUCCCCUACCCCGCCAUGUACCCAAGCCCACAGGGUCAGUCCCAGGUGACCUACGGAGGCGUCACGUACUACGACACGGUGCAGCAGCAGGCUCAGCCCAAACCUUCGCCGCCUCGCCGAACGUCUCAGCCCGUCACCGUGAAGCCCCCCCCUCCUGAAGUGCCCUUCGCCUCAGAGUGACUCCACCCCUCAGCCCUCCCUCACCUGUCUCAGCCUCACUCUGAUCCAGGAGCUACAGGAGUGGGGUGGGAGGGUCGGUGAGGAGUCGCAGUCGCCAACGGCAACCAACGCCGGCGAGGGAGGGCGGGACUGACGGACGGACGGACAGGUGGACGGACUCUGCAGGUGGCCCACAGCAUCACCGAUGGAUUAAGACUUUAUUUUUUAUUUCGUUCCCUUUUCGUUUCCAACCCUGUAGCAGUCGGACUGUCGCCGGUUCGAAUCCCGCCGACGUGUCUUUGAACCAGACUGUCGAGUUCAAACCCUUUAGUCGGAGCCGUCGGUGCUGUUCAAAGUCCAGUUCAAAGUAUUCUCUGUUUCCUUUUGUUUUUCCUCGCGGGGACGUUUUCUGUUGGAUUCCAGCUACGUUAACGGUUAACGUGUCAUUUUCAUCGUAUUCGCCACAAAGCGUUUGUUAAGAGACUGAAUUUACGGGCAGUUCGAGGAUGUUUGAAUCCGACCCGGUGCUUCCACGAGUUUCCGUCACAGCAGGUUGGUUAGUUUUGGAUGUUAUUUUGUUUCUUCUUCUACUUUUCAGUCAUGUCUUUUCUUUAAAGGGGAAAUGGACACCGCUGCAGACUCACCUUCAGCCUUUUAUCUCUGAUCAGAAUAUAAACACAACAUAGAUGAUUUAUAAUAUAGAUGAAAGUUCUUAUUAUUGUAUAAACAGCUGUAACUCCGCAACAAGAAGAGAAGUGACUUCAAACUACAUUUACUCUCUGUUUGUAAAUCCUCUAACAGCAUUUAUUAAAGAGUCACUCACCGUGUUCAGGCUGCAACCGACUGUCGUUAUUGGUUAUUUCCUGGAUGCUGUUGGUUCCCGUGAUGUCAGAAAUGGUUAAAAAUGUAAAUCAGAGUUUCUUCAAAUGUCUUGUUUUGUCUGAAGAUGUUCAGUUUGCUGUCAUAGAGGAAAAAAACCAGACGGUGCUCACAUGGAAGGAAACGUUUGUAGAUUCAUUUUAAAGUCGAACAGGAAGUGUUUCACAGGAGCUCAAGAAUCAUCAUGGAGCUAAAGAUCGAUCAACUGGUUUUCUGAGCAAAAAUGUUCAAAUUCGUGGCUCCGAUUUGCAAAUUCGAUGCUUUUCUUUGCCUGGAAAUCUUCUUGUUUCGACCUUCCUGCAGGAAUAAAAACGUUUUCUCUGCACCGCAAACCAAGCGGCAUUAACUCAGACGAGCCGUUUAACAUUUAGGUCGAUCAUGUGGCUGCAGGUCAGAAAUUACAAACAGUUCUCUGACAAAACUCUCAAUUUCUUUAUUAUUAGUCAGCUUACAAACACGUAAUAAAUGCAGCUUUGAGGACAGUUUUUAAGCAGCUUCUCCUUUUGGUUCAUCAACGGUUAAAUUAAUCUCAAACUGCUUUGAUAAACGAUUGAUCGGUUUGUGAUUUCAGUGCGAGUCUUUCCGACUUCUUCCACAGUAAACUGAACAUCUUCCACCAUCUUUUGACCAAACCGCUAAUCCAGGAAGUCAACAGCUGGUUAAAACCGUUGCAGUCCUGUUUCGCCGUGUAGAGAAUUCACCCUGAACUUCACGUUACUGACAUGUUCUUUGUGUAAAAGGUGAGUUUAACAGUAAAACCUGAUUUCCUUUGACGCUCAGACCGUCGGGUUCGUUUCCUCCCGACGGUCGGAGUUUGUAAAGUUGCACAGAAGCCGGUCGGAGCUGCUGGUUUGUCUUCACGUCGCUGUACAUAGAAUCUAAAUGUGUAAAUAGAAGAAGCUUGAAGAGAUAAAAAUAGAGCAGUUAAACAUAUUCUAAUAAAACUUCUAGCGCUGCAGCUUCUGGUUAAAAAGCAUCGGCAGGGACCUCGAAUGUUAACAAGAUGAUUUAGAGAAGCGACGACAAAGGAGCUGUGUGGCUUUAGCUUUCAUUUCUAUUUCCCCUUUUUGUUCCAUUUUAAUACUGUUUUUUUAUUGUUAUUAUUAUUAUUGUUAUUAUUAUUAUUAUUGGUAGUAAACGCAGCAGACGGUGUGUUUGUGUUGGAGCUGAAACUUAAUCGUUUGUUCUGCAGAAAUCGGAAAAAAAAAAAUCUGUUUUUUUUGUUUCGUUUUUUUGGUUUGAAGGUUUCCAGAGAUGUUUGUUAGAAGUUUGUUUCUCCUCCUUCAUGUUCUGUUUUCUGUUGAGAAUGAAGCUCGUAGUUUGAUGUCAAAUUAAAGUUUGUCUUUCUGUCAUCAAA